Metarhizium acridum CQMa 102 is the source of this 852-nucleotide messenger RNA. RefSeq lists its product as uncharacterized. NCBI's taxonomy places the organism in Eukaryota, Fungi, Ascomycota, Sordariomycetes, Hypocreales, Clavicipitaceae. The record is from RefSeq and is a predicted model, not a curated record.
AUGGCCCAGGCGGAGAAAACUCCUAUUUGUGGGCAACACGCACAAAUUCAAACUUUUUGGUUUAUCAACUACUAUCUCGCCGCCGACGACGGGCGACCUGACGACGUAGUAUCCACCCCAGCUCGAGGAGCACAAGAUAUCGGAACGGCUGUCGAUUAUAUUGCCACUCUCGACCCUCGCCUCUUUGAUGAGGACGACAACGCCGAGGACCUAUCCUACAAGAAUAUCGUCGAUUUUCUGCUUACACGGGAGGCGAGCCCGGCGCAGGCUGCGGCAAGGAUCGACGAGUGGGUGGUUGGAGAAACUAACAGGAGCUAUGAACUUGAAUCAAAUGAGCCCUAUUUCGGGAGAAAACUCACCCUAUGGCCUUUUGGCACCCCAUCAGUCGAGUAUUUGGCGCAAAAUUUCCAGCGUGAAGCCGAGGAAUUCGCCUAUCCCUUCUCCGAAGUCGAAACGCCGGGGAGCGAGUUCCAACUACGCUGGAAGAAUCUCCAGGGCUUCAUCUCACGACUCACGUCUCUCGAUUUGAUCGACUGCGGCAUGGCAAGCGCCCUGGAAUACAUUCUGCCUGCCCAUCACGCAUACUCUGACAUCGAUAAGCGCCCCCAGGGCGGGCCAAAGAGAAUUGAAGCUGAUCUCAUCGCCGCAGCGCAAUGGAUUGAGCCAGACCAGCCUCCUCAGUGGGUAUACAACCAAUGCAGGACUACUGCUGGGACUCGCAAAAUAUGGGGCAUGCAUAAUUGGAAUCUUUUCAAGGAAGAGCUGUCAUUUUUCGGCACAGACGAGCGAUUCUCGCAGGAGACUCGACGCCUGGCGGAAUCGCUGCGGCAGAAGAUGGAAACGCAGGGGUAG